This is a messenger RNA of Telopea speciosissima, 1525 nucleotides long. Its product is annotated as DNA-repair protein XRCC1. Bases 181 to 1350 code for a protein of 389 amino acids. Gene Ontology annotation, biological process: double-strand break repair via nonhomologous end joining; base-excision repair; single strand break repair. Gene Ontology annotation, molecular function: damaged DNA binding. The transcript has 7 exons. The record is from RefSeq and is a predicted model, not a curated record. NCBI's taxonomy places the organism in Eukaryota, Viridiplantae, Streptophyta, Magnoliopsida, Proteales, Proteaceae.
UGCAGCUAUUCAAUAUGCUGGAGCAGACUAACAUCUUGUCUGGUUUAUGCGUGAAAACCGUAUCCAUUCAACAACAGCCCAAUGAGGGUUAUCCUUCAGUAAAAUAUUAUUGAUCUUCAUGUAACUGACAAUAUCAUCUUCAGUUUUCUUUCUAAGUUCUAGAACUUUGUGGAUAUUGUCAUGUCUGAUUCAAAAUCAAGCCGUAAUGAUGGUGGUAAUAAGACUACAGGUCGAAAUAUUCCCUCGUGGAUGGCCUCUGGAGGUCAUGGGAAUAAAUCCCAUGGUAAGAAGCCAGCUGAUGUUAAUAUCAAAGGGAAAGAUAACGACCUUAAGAACUCAAAGGAGACCAGGUGCAGUGACAAGUCAGCAAAUGGGGGUGAAGCUACUUCCAGUACUAUGAACUUCUCAAAACUUAUGGAAGGGGUUGUCUUUGUGUUGUCAGGGUUUGUUAAUCCUGAGCGCAGCAUAUUGCGAUCACAAGCAUUGGAGAUGGGAGCAGAAUAUCAGCCUGACUGGAACUCAAGUUGCACCCUUCUUGUUUGUGCUUUUCCUAAUACUCCAAAGUUUCAACAAGUUGAGGCAGAUUGUGGAACUAUUGUUUCAAAGGAUUGGAUUUCAGAGUGUUAUAACCAGAAAAAGCUUGUUGCGAUUGAAAGAUACCUCAUGUAUCCUGGAAAACCAUGGCGAAGGAAUACUGCAUGCCCUGGGUCUGGCAAAGAUCAAGAAGCUACCCUACCUAGAAAAACUGAAAAGCAAGUUAAGAAAAGAUCAAGUCCAAAGCAAAGUGCAUCUCCCAAGGGCAAGGGAGGAGCUCCUAAUUCAGCUCAAGAUCGCUUUUCCCCUUCUAAUUUGAAAAAGUGGGCUACUGAUGAUUUGAAUAAAACCAUCUCAUGGCUUGAAAGUCAAGAAGAAAGUCCAGAGCCUAGUGAAGUGAAGAAAAUAGCUGCAGAAGGGAUACUCACCUGUUUACAGGAUUCUAUAGAAGCUCUUGAGCAAAAAAAGGAUAUCCGGCAAGUGACAGAGGAUUGGAAAUUUGUUCCUCAUGUGGUCGAAGAAUUGGCAGGACUCGAAAGUGCAAGAAGUGGCAGUGAAUCACUCUCAAAGGAAGAUCUUUAUCAACAGGCUAUGAUAUGCAAAAGCAUUUAUAUGAUGGCAUAUGACAGUUUAGAAGCCCAGCCUGUCCAAAAGAGUAAGAAACCUAAGACUGGUAAAGAUCACAAGCAAGAUGGUGAUGAAACCGAAAACAAAGUCAAUCAUGCUGCAUAUGACAGUGAUGAUACAAUCGAAAUGACUGAAGAAGAGAUAGACAUUGCUUACAAAACUAUAGCUUCUAAGCUCUCCAAAUGUUAGUACGUUAGUACCUUCAUGGGCAUACACGCAUGCCAAUAUCGCAGACUACCAGAUGCUGUACAGAGACAAAAAUGCAGAGGACAAAUUUAAGGCAAUUCUUUUGCACACAUAUGUAGAGAUCAAAUUGGUUGGGCUUUCUGAAUUCCAAAGUAGCUGACAGGAAUUAUGUUUUCUC